This is a messenger RNA of Miscanthus lutarioriparius, 828 nucleotides long. NCBI's taxonomy places the organism in Eukaryota, Viridiplantae, Streptophyta, Magnoliopsida, Poales, Poaceae. The record is from the annotation of a GenBank genome assembly.
AUGGGCGACCAUCUCGCGUUGAUCGUGGACCGGCUGCUGACAGAGUCGACGCUGGAGGCGGCGAUCGGCGGUGGGAAGCGGAUGGUCGAUCUGCAUCAGGAGACGGUGGCCGUCGAGUACUGCCAUCGCGCCCUAGGCGGUGGCUCGGCGACUAAGGUGGUGGAGUGUAGGAUUUGCCAGGAGGAGGACUGGGACACCUGCAUGGAGGCCCCCUGCGCCUGCUGUGGCAGCCUCAAGUAUGCACACCGGAAAUGCAUUCAGCGCUGGUGCAAUGAGAAAGGCGACACCAUGUGUGAAAUAUGCCUGCAGCAAUUCAGGCCAGGUUAUACUUCUCCACAGCAGCUGUUUCACUAUGGAAGUAUACCAAUGAACUUCAGAGGGAACUGGGAGAUUGCCCGGCAAGAUCUCAAUGAUUUCCAGAUAAUAACAAUGAUGCCCACGGAGCGUGAUUUUAUGGACAAUUACGACGAUUACUUUCCUAUCAGGACAAGAAGUAGCACCUUGUGUUGCCGGACAAUUGCCAUAAUUUUCAUGGCACUCCUGGUCCUUCGUCACACUCUUCCUCUCAUGAUUGGUGACAAUGGGGAGUACUCAUUGGCCUUAUUCGCGCUUCUGGUACUGAGGACUGCAGGAAUCCUAUUCCCAAUCCUGGUGAUGGUGAGAGCAUUGGCAAGCUUCCACUGUCGACGGCGGCAGCAGGAAAGCCGGGAAGCAUAUAUAUCUUCAUCAGAAAGCGAGGAGGAAGACGAAGACGAAGAGGAAGAAGAGACAGUUACCAAUUCGGCACAUCCAAAUUACUCGCAACCACGCUUCAUACCAGUCUACUGA